Durusdinium trenchii is the source of this 936-nucleotide messenger RNA. Lineage: Eukaryota; Dinophyceae; Suessiales; Symbiodiniaceae. The record is from the annotation of a GenBank genome assembly.
CCAGGACCCCAACAGUUCCCCCACUGGGACUGGAUGUGAAGGUCGCCUCGAACGCCUCGAAGCCAAGCCCGUGGGGCCCCCGUGGCCGAACAGAAAAGAAAUCUCAUGGCCUCCUUGCGCUGCUUGUGCUUGGCCAUGGCCGAGCUGGCGCUGCUUGCUGCUGCUGGAUCUUCAAUGGUCGAGAAGUUCUCCUUUGUGAACCAAUGCGAGGAGAAGGACCAGGAGUCACAAGGUGGGGUGCUUCAUGGAGGUAGCCAUCUUCUUGGCUGAUUGGAACGUGACCAUUCCGCCUCGCCAGGCGAAGGAGGUCAAGCACUCUCGCAGCAGCAACCUGCAGAGGAUCUCGUGGCGUUUCGUGGAUGGUCCUUCCUACACCGACUUCAUCGAGUUGAAUGGAGACUGGCCCGGCGUGGGCGCUCCGAUGGCGGGCCAUCCCAACUAUGCGUCCUGGUCUGGCUUCUCCAUGUCCAGCAGGUAUGAGGCUUUGGAACCCACCUCCGACCGCUAUGCGUGUUUGGACCCUGCGGCCGAGCUGAGCUUUACCGUCGCGAGUUGUCCCAGCAAGGCCCAUGCCAGCACACGUUAUGCCUGUGACUUCUUUGCUACCCAAGAGAGCAUCAGGAGUUGCAGCAGUGAAGUGGCCCGUUACAUAGAGGAGCAUUCCUGGACCAUCAAUCCCAAUGGCACCCGCACACGUGCGUUCGCGGCCACCAAGAACGUUGCCAGCUAUUGGUGCGCUCCGGAAUCACCCGAUUGGCUUGGCUGGGGUGUAGGCUCCUUGAUCGAUUGCACGGAGAAGGGAGUGCCAAUCCAUUUUCGUGUGACCACAUGCAUUUGAGCCCUUGCUUCGGCGUGUCCGCGCUUCUUCGGAGCGCGGUGAGCUUUUCGGAGCACUGAGAGCAUCAUGAAGCGCAGUCGGGAGACAUACGGAGUCGG